Messenger RNA from Pyrus x bretschneideri (Chinese white pear), 2748 nucleotides. Its product is annotated as pentatricopeptide repeat-containing protein At1g03100, mitochondrial. Gene Ontology annotation, molecular function: protein binding. Bases 314 to 2671 code for a protein of 785 amino acids. The record is from RefSeq and is a predicted model, not a curated record. NCBI's taxonomy places the organism in Eukaryota, Viridiplantae, Streptophyta, Magnoliopsida, Rosales, Rosaceae. The transcript has a single exon.
CUCCUCUCUCUCUCCCUCUGUGAUAUUCAAAAUUUCAUUUUCUUCUUCUGCCAGGCUCUUUGCAUCCAACUCCGGCGACAUGCCGACGCCAAAGUAACAGUAACCAUGCCCACCUUUCUAGUACUUGAACUUAUUCUUGCAUGUCCAAUGCGACGUGCUUCUCCUUUCAACCUCAGUCGAUCACCACCUGCUUGAUAAAAUGCCUCAGGGAAGUUGGCCGCUUCAAUGUCUUUGGUUACUUGCUUCUCUGGGUAGAAUUUCUGGUGAUUUUCGGGUAGUGAGUUGAUUGGUAAUUUUUCUUUGACUGGAUAAGAUGUUUUGUAUGAAGAAAUUCAGCUAUCGGACAACUUCAGUUUGCCCAUCUGUUCUUUAUCUUCUACUUGCUAAUGCUAGUUGUAUUGUAGCUCGGAUAUCGGAAUCUCAUCUUCGAGCUUAUUCGAGUGCCAGGUCAGUUUGUGGGUUUCUCGGCUCUUCUUCUUUGGCCAAGUCAAAAGUCCGAGAUGAUAAACUUACACCUAAAGGAAGCUUCUUUUCUACUAUGGCGGGAACAAUCUUGGUCCAGGCUCGAGACCCGGCUAAGUUAACUUUGGAGAUACAGAAUGCAAUUGAUGAGCACAGACUAAGUGAUGCUUGGAAGUUGCAUGAGCGGCAUAUGCAGAUGGAAGGGUUUCCUAGGAAAUCCGUUAUGAAUGAGCUCGUAACGAGUUUCGUGGAAAGCUUUGAUGUUCAGUGGCUGGAGAAGGCGUACGGGCUGGUAGAACAUGCUAUUGAGAAAAGUAAACUGAAUUUGUUAGAGAAGGAAACGCUGAUUUAUCUGUCUUUUGGGCUUGCCAAAGCCGGAUUACCUAAUCCUGCGUCGACUGUUUUGAGAAAGAUGGUAGAGAUGGAACAGUUUCCCCCUGUUGCUGCCUGGUCUGCAAUCUUGGCUUACAUGUCUCGAACAGCUCAAGGGGCUUACCUUGCUGCAGAGUUGAUUCUCGAGAUAGGUUACCUAUUCCAAGAUAACAGGAUCGAUCCGCGUAAGAAGUGUAAUGCACCUUUGAUUGCUAUGAAGCCUAAUACUACUGCUUUCAAUGUCGCUUUGGCUGGCUGUCUCAUAUUUGGGACAACUAGGAAAGCCGAGCAGAUCCUUGACAUGAUGCCUCGAGUUGGUGUCAAAAUGGACGCUAACUUGUUGAUAUUAAUGGCACAAGUAUAUGAGAGAAAUGGACGAAGAGAUGAGCUUACGAAACUUCAACGAUACAUAGAUGAAGCCCACAACCUUACCGAUAUCCAGUAUCGGCAAUUCUACAACUGCUUGUUGACUUGCCAUUUGAAAUUCGGGGAUCUAGAUUCUGCAUCCAACAUGGUCUUGGAAAUGCUAAGGAAGGCAAAAGCAGCACGAAGUUCUCUUGCAGUAGCAACACUGGUAUUUGAUGCUGCUGGAAAGGGCAACAAGUCUCUUGGACCGGGAUCUCUGUCCGGUAAAAGUUCAAGCUAUGUAGAAUCAAAUGGUUAUGAAGAUAAUGGUUUAAGUAGCCCGUUAGUAUCUUAUGAUGAGUUUUCUAGGGACAGAAAUUUCUUGAGACUUGAGACUGAUGCAAAGGAAGUACUUGGUGCAGUGUUAGCUAAGUUGCAGAGCCAAAUCAAAUUGGUAACAACUGACCGCGGUAUCCUCCAGCCAACUGAAAAAAUUUUCGUGAAAUUAGUCAAGGCGUUUCUGGAAGCAGACAAGACCAAGGAUUUGGCAGAGUUUCUUAUAAAGGCCGACAAAGAAGAUUCCCCAGCAUCCAAUGACGAUUCAGCCUUGGUUCAUGUAAUUAAUUCGUGCAUAUCACUUGGAUGGUUAGACAAGGCGCAUGACCUUCUCGAUGAGAUGUUUUUGGCUGGUGUAAGAACCGGUUCAGCUGUAUACUCCUCUCUUUUAAAAGCAUAUUGUCAAGCAAAGCAAGCGGGAAAUGCAGCAUCACUUUUAAGAGAUGCCCGUAAAGCCGGGAUCCAGCUAGACUCAAGCUCUUAUGAGGCAUUGAUCCAAUCGAGGGUUAUUCAAAAUGAUACACAGGGAGCCCUCCAUUUGUACAGAGAGAUGAAGGAGGCUAAGAUACCAAAAGCUGGCCAUCAGGAGUUCGAGAGGCUAGUACAUGAAUGUGCAGGGGACGGUGAACCUAAGUUGAUGGUAAAGCUCUUGCAGGAAAUCAAGGAAGGGCAGAAAUCCGAUGCCGGGGUUCACGACUGGAACAACGUAAUCCAUUUCUUCUGCAAGAAGAGACUCAUGCAAGACGCUGAGAAGGCGCUGACGAAGAUGAGAAGCCUCGGGUACACCCCAAAUGCACAAACAUUCCAUUCUAUGGUAACUGGUUAUGCUGCUGUAGGAGGAAAGUAUACAGAAGUGACCGAGUUGUGGGGUGAGAUGAAGUCCAUUGCUGCUGCCACCUCAAUGAAAUUCGACCAGGAGCUCCUGGAUUCGGUUCUUUACACCUUCGUGAGGGGCGGAUUUUUCAGCCGAGCAAAUGAAGUUGUGGAGAUGAUGGAGAAAGGGAAGAUGUUUGUCGACAAAUACAAGUACCGGACGCUUUUCUUGAAGUACCAUAGAACAAGUUACAAAGGCAAGGCUCCAAAAUUCCAGACAGAAUCCCAACAUAAAAAGAGGGAGGCUGCAUUGGCGUUUAAGAAUUGGGUUGGAGUUUGUUGAAGAGAAUGCCUUUAUUUGCUUCAUACAUGCCUCAAUUUUAGCCUAAUCAAGUUAAUAAAGUAUGAUUUGCUUGCUUA